Leishmania mexicana MHOM/GT/2001/U1103 is the source of this 1017-nucleotide messenger RNA. RefSeq lists its product as hypothetical. NCBI's taxonomy places the organism in Eukaryota, Euglenozoa, Kinetoplastea, Trypanosomatida, Trypanosomatidae. The transcript has a single exon. The record is from RefSeq and is a predicted model, not a curated record. The coding region runs from base 1 to 1017 and encodes 338 amino acids.
AUGCCGGGGAUCGACUACUCCAAGUGGGACAAGUUGAGCGACAGCGGCACCAGCAGCGGCACCGAGGACGAAGGGGACAGGGACGAUAGGGAGCACGAUGACAGCAGCAGACAUCCGCAGGUGACACGGCUGGAGUAUCCGUCUCGCGUGACAUUGGGCCCGAAUGGGGUGCAGAGGGAGCAAGCGCCACCCACAGCGUCAGCCAGUCCGUUUCGGGAGACGAGUGCACCGCCUAAGGAAACGCAUAACGGCAGUGUUGCUGUUGCAUGCUGCCCAAUUAAGGAGGAGUCUUCUCGCGCCGAACACGACACGGGAGCUCCAAAAGCCAGCAGUUAUUCUACCCGCAACACAGCUGGGAGACGGGAUGAUGAUCAGGAAUGCAUGGACGCCACUGAUGAUGACGAGGAUCUGCUAUACGAGAGCCUUGCCCGCAACGGCGGCCGGGAGGGCUCCCACCACUGGUGGACCCAAACCGAAGACACGGUAACUGUGAGCUUCUUGGUGCCGUGGGAGACUAAGGGCAAGUCUGUGACCGAGUUCCGUCUCUACGAGGCAUGCUCCACGACGGCGCCAGAGUCAGAGCUGCAUCAAGCUCACCUGGAAAUAACGAUUCUGGUGCCACCAGCGUGCCUGACGUCGGCGAGUGGCGGCCCGUCUGCCUCACCGGGGCCUCUCCGCAUACACGAAGUGUUCCGUUACCCCGUGAAGCUAUCCGAGGAUCUGAUUGACGGCUGUUGGCAGCUGUACUUUAUGCCUAAACGUCACCUGCGUCUCUUGGUUGUGCAGCUCUUUAAAGAAGCUGUCGGUUGUGGCAUGACGCUGUGGUGGGACCGCUGCUUUGUAACGGACACGACUUCCGUGAUUGCCGAUACGCCGGCCAUUCCAGACCGAAAGCGGCGGACGCAAGCGACGCCAGGGUUGAAGGAGAAGGCGGAGCAGUUCCGCAAAGUAUGGGCCGAUGCACACGAGGAGUUUCGGCGGCGUAUGCAGGAGCGCAAGCGCGAAAUCAGCGAGUAG